UCUCUCUCUGCCUGCCCGUCAACCGAUGGUGAAUUUGAUAACGCCGCUCCGGCGAGGAUUCAGGAGGUACACCACGCAAGGUUUGGCCUUCUUCUGAUGCUUUCGGUUCCCUAAUCAAAUCUUUGCAUCCCUGUUUUCUUUAGACGGCUCUACAUCUUGUAAUAACUUUGGGAUAGCCGAAAGCACCAUUUUUCUUCGGAAAUUGACGAGCGACCCGCUCCAGGAAAGAGCGAUGGAGUACGAUGUCAGUGCAGAACAGCAUCGUCGUCCUCCUUGUUAGUUAAAGAAAAAAGUGGGUCAAGAUUAGUGAAGAAAAACCCAAAAGAAAGUAUACCAGACGCACGCAUGAUUGGAUUUGUGACAUAAAGGCGAUACAAAGCAAUCCGGAUAUGGUCCCUUCAUUUAAGAAAACAGAAAUGUCCUAAGUUAACCCGAUUGUAUCCAGCCUUAGCAUCCGAAAACUUUAGACAGAGCACGAUAAAAAAAUAAGCAAAUAGAUUGCGGCCGAAGGAAAGAACAGAGAAUGUUGUACUAUAAAUUCGAUCGCUCGGAAUCUGAAAAUGACAUCAAAACACGCAAGGGAGGAAGAAGAAACAGCGAAUCCAAAAAGCUCGGACCCAAAUCUUUCGAGAGCCAAAAGAUGAGACCCCAGUCCCUCGCGUGGAAACUGAUUCGUCCGAGAAACACGCGAGUGUUGACCGCACCCACCACCACACGAAAGCGCUGCAGAUCUUCCACUCGUCCCACGAAAAAAAGAACCUUGUUAUAAGCAGGAAAAAAAGACCAGAAAUUUCUCCUCUCCCCGCGCUCUCUGCACCAUAAACAAAUACAGUUGCCGCCUCUUCUCUGAGAGUGAAACCAGGAACCAACGUGUCACAACACAUCCCAAAGCCGGAUGGAAUGGAAACUGCUUUUUUAUAAACCAAGAUUCUUUACCAACUUUGUCACUCCCGCACUCAAAAAUAAAGCUCCACUGUCAGUUCACCAUUCCCCUGCAAGGUCCUUUGGAAAGCCAAUUGGGAAAAAGGCCAAUCUUGCGUAAAUCUAGACGAACCCAUCUGCCAGCAUCGUCUUCUUUCGCACCAUUUUUCACUCUGGUUGUGUCUUUCGCUUUUCCUAGCACAGCAGCUAUGAGACAUCCUAAGAAGACGAGGCUGCUUCCUCUGUUUCCCACGAUCCUGCUCCUCGGUCUCGCUCUUUCACGUCUCUCCUUGGCCCAACGAGGACAACCCAUCAAGACGAUCGUGGUGUUGGUGCUGGAGAACAGGUCCUUCGAUCACAUGCUCGGAUGGAUGAAAAGAAGCAUCAAUCCUAACAUCAAUGGCGUUACCGGGCGCGAGUGCAAUCCGGUCUCGACCAAUAAAACUGACCCGGGAAUGAUCUGCUUUACGGACGACGCCGAGUUCGUUGAUCCCGAUCCGGGCCACUCGUUCGAGGCCGUGCAGCAACAGGUGUUUGGGUCCGGCACUGUUCCUACCAUGACAGGCUUUGUGGAGCAAGCUCUGACCAUGUCGCAGGACCUCUCGGAAACUGUGAUGAAGGGCUUCCGGCCUGAGUCUUUGCCUGUUUAUGCCACUCUGGCGAGUGAAUUCGCUGUGUUCGAUCGGUGGUUCUCGUCGAUUCCUGGCCCGACUCAACCUAACAGGCUCUUUGUCUACUCCGCCACCUCUCAUGGCUCCACCAGCCAUGUCAAGAAACUGCUUGCCAAAGGGUUUCCUCAAAAGACCAUCUUUGAUUCUCUCCACGAGAAUGGCAUGAACUUUGGGAUUUAUUACCAAAACGUACCCAACACGCUGUUCUAUAGGAACUUGAGGAAAUUGAAGUAUAUCCUCAAAUUUCAUCAGUAUGAUCUGAAGUUCAAGAAAGAUGCUAGAGAUGGGAAGUUGCCUAGCCUAACCGUCAUCGAGCCUCGGUACUUUGAUCUCAAGGGUAUGCCGGGUAAUGAUGAUCACCCUUCUCAUGAUGUGGCCAAUGGGCAAAAGCUUGUUAAGGAAGUCUAUGAGACACUAAGAGGAAGCCCCCAGUGGAAUGAGACACUCUUGAUCAUCACGUAUGAUGAGCACGGUGGAUUCUAUGACCAUGUCGAGACUCCAUAUGUCAAUGUGCCUAAUCCGGAUGGGAACACCGGCCCUGCUCCAUAUUUCUUCAAGUUUGAUCGCCUUGGGGUUCGGGUGCCCACGAUCAUGGUGUCUCCUUGGAUCAAGAAAGGAACUGUGAUAAGUGGUCCGAAGGGACCAGCUCCAAAUUCAGAGUUCGAGCAUUCUUCAAUUCCUGCAACGAUAAAGAAAAUUUUCAACCUCACCUCCAACUUCUUGACUCACAGAGAUGCAUGGGCUGGCACGUUUGAAGAGGUUGUAGGAGAAUUGACCUCCCCCAGAACUGACUGCCCAGAGACAUUGCCUCAUGCGAUGCCUUUGAGGAGUUCAGAAGCAAAGGAAGACGGCGCACUAUCUGAGUUUCAGAGUGAAGUUGUGCAGUUAGCGGCUGUGCUAAAUGGGGACCACUUCUUGAGCAGCUUCCCGGAUGAGAUGGGAAAGAAGAUGAAUGUAAAGCAGGCCAGUGAGUACGUGAAUGGUGCCAUUUCUCGGUUCAUCAGAGCAAGCAAAGAGGCCAUCAAGUUGGGCGCAGAUGAGUCUGCUAUUGUUGAUAUGCGGUCAUCACUCACUACAAGGUCCUCUAUCCACAAUUAGAUAGAACUCCCGGGGAUUUCACAUGUUUGAUAGAGUAGUCUAUAUAAGAAAUUUAGGUAUAUCUUUGCUUGGGGAAUUUGUCAAUCAGAACAGCUGGGAAGGAAGAAUGAGAAAUCAAAGCUUGCUUUAUAGGUUCAGUUUUUUAAAUAUGGUUUUUCAUGCUAGACAAUUAUCUGCUUUAACUUGCUAGGGAGCGGAGGGCAGGAAAAACUGCUUCUCUGAGGUUGCUCUGUAAGUAAAACUUAGACUAAUGUUCUAUGCUUUCAUAUCCAGCUUUGGAAGUUCAUGCCGAA
Molecule: messenger RNA, 2983 nt
Organism: Eucalyptus grandis
Lineage: Eukaryota; Viridiplantae; Streptophyta; Magnoliopsida; Myrtales; Myrtaceae
Product: non-specific phospholipase C6
Exons: 3
Coding region: 1131-2690 (519 amino acids)
Biological process (GO): phospholipid catabolic process
Molecular function (GO): hydrolase activity, acting on ester bonds
Source: RefSeq, a predicted model, not a curated record